Messenger RNA from Rhinopithecus roxellana (golden snub-nosed monkey), 2707 nucleotides. RefSeq names its product ETS2 repressor factor (gene ERF). Gene Ontology annotation, cellular component: nucleus. The transcript has 4 exons. The record is from RefSeq and is a predicted model, not a curated record. Gene Ontology annotation, biological process: cell differentiation; regulation of transcription by RNA polymerase II. NCBI's taxonomy places the organism in Eukaryota, Metazoa, Chordata, Mammalia, Primates, Cercopithecidae. Gene Ontology annotation, molecular function: DNA-binding transcription factor activity, RNA polymerase II-specific; sequence-specific DNA binding. Bases 166 to 1812 code for a protein of 548 amino acids.
GUGCGAUAUUAACCCGGGAGGCGGCGGCGGGGAGGGGAGAGGCUCUGAGAGGCGAGGCCGGGUGAGGCGGCAAGGGCGGCCCGACGGGCGCGGGACGGGACGGGGCAGCGCGGGCGCCGGGAGCCGCGGCCCGGAGUCGGGGCGCUUCGCCCCGGGCCCCCCAGCAUGAAGACCCCGGCGGACACAGGGUUUGCCUUCCCGGAUUGGGCCUACAAGCCAGAGUCGUCCCCUGGCUCGAGGCAGAUCCAGCUGUGGCACUUUAUCCUGGAGCUGCUACGGAAGGAGGAGUACCAGGGCGUCAUCGCCUGGCAGGGGGACUACGGGGAAUUCGUCAUCAAAGACCCUGAUGAGGUGGCCCGGCUGUGGGGCGUCCGCAAGUGCAAGCCCCAGAUGAAUUACGACAAGCUGAGCCGCGCCCUGCGCUAUUACUAUAACAAGCGCAUUCUGCACAAGACUAAGGGGAAACGGUUCACCUACAAGUUCAAUUUCAACAAACUGGUGCUGGUCAAUUACCCUUUCAUUGAUGUGGGGUUGGCUGGGGGUGCGGUGCCCCAGAGUGCCCCGCCAGUGCCGUCGGGUGGUAGCCACUUCCGUUUCCCUCCCUCGACGCCCUCCGAGGUGCUGUCCCCCACCGAGGACCCCCGCUCACCACCGGCCUGCUCUUCAUCCUCAUCCUCCCUCUUUUCUGCUGUGGUGGCCCGCCGCCUGGGCCGAGGUUCAGUCAGUGACUGUAGUGAUGGCACAUCAGAGCUGGAGGAACCGCUGGGAGAGGAUCCCCGGGCCCGACCACCUGGCCCUCCAGAUCUGGGUGCCUUCCGAGGGCCCCCGCUGGCCCGCCUGCCCCAUGACCCUGGUGUCUUCCGUGUCUAUCCCCGGCCUCGGGGUGGCCCUGAACCCCUCAGCCCCUUCCCUGUGUCACCUCUGGCUGGGCCUGGAUCCUUGCUGCCCCCUCAGCUCUCCCCGGCUCUGCCCAUGACGCCCACCCAUCUGGCCUACACUCCCUCGCCCACGCUGAGCCCGAUGUACCCCAGUGGUGGCGGGGGGCCCAGCGGCUCAGGGGGAGGCUCCCACUUCUCCUUCAGCCCCGAGGACAUGAAACGGUACCUGCAGGCCCACACCCAAAGCGUCUACAACUACCACCUCAGCCCCCGCGCCUUCCUGCACUACCCCGGGCUGGUGGUGCCCCAGCCCCAGCGCCCUGACAAGUGCCCGCUGCCGCCCAUGGCACCCGAGACCCCACCAGUCCCCUCCUCGGCCUCGUCAUCCUCUUCUUCUUCUUCCUCCCCAUUCAAGUUUAAGCUCCAGCCGCCCCCACUUGGACGCCGGCAGCGGGCAGCUGGGGAGAAGGCCCCAGCUGGUGCUGACCAGAGUGGUGGCAGCGCAGGCGGGCUGGCCGAGGGGGCAGGGGCGCUAGCCCCACCGCCCCCGCCACCACAGAUCAAGGUGGAGCCCAUCUCGGAAGGCGAGUCAGAGGAGGUGGAGGUGACUGACAUCAGUGAUGAGGAUGAGGAAGACGGGGAGGUGUUCAAGACACCCCGUGCCCCACCUGCACCCCCCAAGCCUGAGCCUGGCGAGGCACCCGGGGCAUCCCAGUGCAUGCCCCUUAAGCUACGCUUUAAGCGGCGCUGGAGUGAAGACUGUCGCCUGGAAGGGGGUGGGGGCCCCGCUGGGGGCUUUGAGGAUGAGGGCGAGGACAAGAAGGUGCGUGGGGAGGCGCCUGGGGAGGCCGGGGGGCCCCUCACCCCAAGGCGGGUGAGCUCUGACCUCCAGCAUGCCACGGCCCAGCUCUCCCUGGAGCACCGAGACUCCUGAGGGCUGUGGGCAGGGGACCCGUGUGCCCCCCAACCCCCAUGCUUCUUUUGCUGCCUUAAGCCCCCUGUGCCCUGGAGGUGAGGGCAGCUCUCUUGUCUCUUCCCUGCCUCCUCCCUUUCCCCUCCCCACAUUUUGUAUAAAACUUAAAUUUCUUUUUUUUAAAUGGUGGGGGUGGGUGGGUGCCCAAGGCUAGGGGCUGUUCCCUGUCUCUGUGGGUUUCUAAGCUCUGGGCAAAGUGGUGGUAGCGGGGAGGGAGGGGGAAGUUAAGGGGGCCACCUCCAUUCUGGGGAAUUUAUAUUUGAAUUGAGGCUUUGGCCUUAACACCCAGGAACUUUUUUAUUACAAUCGCUUAGGAAGUAAAGCCUUGUCUCCCUCCCUGUUCUCUGCCUCUUGUACCCCUCUGACCCACCCACUCUGCCCCACUCCCAGCCCUUCUCAGCCCCAGCCCUGCCUGCCCUGCCCCUCCAGGGGGCCAUGAGUGCCUAGGUUUCUCAUACCCCACAAGGUCACAGCAGGGGAGGGAGGGACAAUUUUAUAACGAACCAAAAAUUCCAUGUGUUGGGGGGUGGGGGGCGGAGGAGGGUGAGGGGUGCCGCCCAUGGGCCACAGAUCUCUACAAGUGCCUGCUAUCCCUCUCCCACUCCCCACCCCAGCACCGGUCCAACCCCUUCACCCCCAGCUGCUCCUAGGACUGGCCCAUGGGCAGGCGGGUGGGGGGAUGGCAAGGGGGUACCCUGAAACCAAACUGGAAGCCUCCUCUGCCUCCCAGCUGGGGCCUCUGGAGUGGGGUGGGGGGCUGUGGUCAAGCCUUAUUCUGUAUUGGGGACUGAGGGUGGGGGUAGUAGAGGGGCCGCUGGAGAAUGUAUUCAAAACAAUAAAACUUUGGACCUUUGGA